This is a messenger RNA of Notechis scutatus (mainland tiger snake), 978 nucleotides long. NCBI's taxonomy places the organism in Eukaryota, Metazoa, Chordata, Lepidosauria, Squamata, Elapidae. The record is from RefSeq and is a predicted model, not a curated record.
UCUUCGUCGAGGUGGAGACAAUCGGAGACGCGUACAUGGUGGUGUCAGGGUUACCAGUUCGCAACGGCCGGUUGCACGCCCGCGAGAUUUCCCGCAUGUCCCUGGCACUCCUGGAAGCCGUGCGCAACUUCAAAAUACACCACCGGCCUGAGCAGCAGCUCAAGCUGCGGAUUGGCAUCCAUAGCGGUCCCGUCUGCGCAGGAGUCGUAGGCUUGAAGAUGCCUCGUUAUUGUCUCUUUGGAGACACGGUCAACACAGCUUCGCGCAUGGAGUCCAACGGUGAAGCAUUGAAGAUCCACUUAUCGGCGGCCACCAAAACCAUCCUUGAAGAGUUUGGGUGCUUCGAACUGGACCUCCGAGGAGACAUAGAGAUGAAGGGCAAGGGGAAACUCCGGACAUACUGGUUGAUGGGCGAACGGGUCAGCAGUACCCGAGGAUGAUGAGAAGAUGGAGAAGACACUUCCUCCUGUUUCCUUCAAGGAGAUCCACCUUCUUAGCUGAGGCACCCGAGACCGUCUUCAAAGAACCCAUUGGCUUUGAGUUGAGGGCACCACGGAUGGACCUCAGGGGACUAUCCUUGCUCCCCUGCCCCCGUUUCCUUUCACUUCUUCACCACCCCAGGUCCUAAGGUUGGGUAGAUCAGGAGAGGAUGACCCGGAAGAGGCCUUCUACUCUACCUGCAUGAUGGGAUGUUCUGGAGAAGCUGGCUUAUGCUCCGUCACUUUUACGGGCCACCUCCUCAUCUUUUCUGGGGACGUUGGAGAAUUUGGAACUUUCUGUGGUCGAGCUGGCUGUCACAAGGGGAGGCCUGGACUGUACACAACUCUUGUGAUGGUCGCACACACACAAUCCUGCGGCUUCCCGGGAGCUGCAGAUUUUACAAUAAACAGAAUGUAUAGGUUUGUUUUUGGUUGACGUGAAGUUCCAAGGUCACAGAGGGUCUUGUUCUUGUAUGUGAAGCUUUGAAAGCCCCCCCGC